Messenger RNA from Cricetulus griseus (Chinese hamster), 4965 nucleotides. The record is from RefSeq and is a predicted model, not a curated record. Lineage: Eukaryota; Metazoa; Chordata; Mammalia; Rodentia; Cricetidae.
GCUCUCGGGCCGCCGCCCCUCCGUCCCGGCCGCCCCGCGCAGCCUCAACCGCCUUCCGCGAAGACGUCGCCUUCACUGCAGCCGAAAGCCCCGAGGGGUGUCGAUGGCACGGGCGGGAUGGCCAGCCAGGGUCCCAAAGAGGACAAGGCGGUGGCAGCUGCAGCUCCGGCCGGUCCUCUGUCGACUCCGGGGAGGAUCCGGGAAACCGCGCAAAAGACAACUUCGCCGCCUUCCCUGUAUGUACAGUUUCAUGGAGAGACUACCCGGCGCCUAGAGGCGGACGAGAAGCCAUUGCAGAUCCAAAAUGACUACCUCUUCCAACUGGGAUUCGGGGAGCUGUGGAGGGUGCAGGAGGAAGGCAUGGACUCGGAGAUUGGCUGCCUCAUCAGAUUCUAUGCAGGAAAACCUCACAGCACUGGGAGCUCCGAGCGGAUUCAGCUCUCAGGAAUGUACAAUGUCCGAAAAGGCAAAAUGCAGUUGCCAGUGAACCGAUGGACAAGACGCCAGGUUAUCCUGUGUGGGACCUGCUUGAUAGUCUCAUCUGUGAAAGACAGCUUGAGCGGAAAGAUGCAUGUUCUGCCACUAAUUGGUGGAAAAGUGGAAGAAGUCAAGAAGCACCAGCACUGCUUAGCAUUCAGCUCUUCAGGGCCCCAAAGCCAGACUUACUAUAUCUGCUUUGAUACUUUCACAGAGUACUUACGGUGGUUGCGGCAAGUCUCCAAGGUUGCAUCCCAACGCAUAAGCUCAGUAGACCUCUCCUGUUGUAGCCUUGAACAUCUGCCUGCCAACCUCUUCUACAGCCAAGAUCUUACUCAUCUCAAUUUAAAACAAAACUUCCUAAGGCAAAACCCCACCCUUCCAGCUGCCAGAGGACUUGGUGAACUGCAAAGGUUCACCAAGCUGAAGAGCCUUAACUUUUCCAAUAACCACCUAGGAGCCUUUCCUUCAGCAGUCUGCAGCAUUCCAACCCUAGCAGAGCUGAAUGUGUCCUGCAAUGCUCUUCGAGAGGUCCCAGCAGCUGUCGGAGCUAUGCAGAACUUGCAGACGUUUUUGCUGGAUGGGAAUUUUCUCCAGUCUCUUCCUGCUGAGUUGGAGAACAUGCACCAGCUCAGCUAUCUGGGUCUUUCCUUUAAUGAAUUCACUGACAUUCCAGAGGUGUUGGAGAAGUUGACUGCUGUGGACAAACUCUGUAUGGCUGGGAACUGUAUGGAGACCCUCAGACUACAGGCUUUCAGAAGAAUGCCUCAUAUUAAACAUGUGGACUUAAGACUGAACAUACUCAGAAAGCUUAUAGCAGACGAAGUGGACUUUGUGCAGCAUGUCACUCAGCUUGACCUUCGAGACAAUAAACUUGGUGAUCUAGAUGCUAUGAUUUUCAACAACAUAGAAGUUCUGCACUGUGAAAGGAAUCAGCUGGUGACAUUGAACAUUUGUGGCUAUUUCCUAAAAGCACUAUAUGCUUCUUCUAAUGAACUCAUUCAACUUGAUGUUUACCCGGUACCGAAUUAUCUGUCUUACAUGGAUGUCUCAAGAAACUGUCUAGAAAAUGUGCCUGAGUGGGUAUGUGAAAGCCGAAAGUUAGAAGUUUUAGAUAUUGGCCAUAACCAAAUAUGUGAACUUCCUGCCCGCUUAUUUUGUAAUAGUAGUCUCCGGAAAUUGCUGGCAGGACAUAACCAGUUAGCAAGGCUCCCUGAAAGGCUAGAGAGAACAUCAGUGGAGGUCUUGGAUGUGCAGCACAACCAACUCAUUGAGCUCCCACCUAACCUCUUCAUGAAGGCUGACAGCCUGAGAUUCCUGAACGCAUCUGCAAACAAACUGGAAACUCUGCCUCCAGCCACACUUUCUGAGGAGACAAGCAGUAUCUUACAGGAGUUGUACCUGACAAACAACAGCCUCACCGAUAAGUGUGUGCCCUUGUUAACAGGGCACCCGCGUCUGAAGAUCCUGCACAUGGCCUACAACCGGCUUCAGAGCUUCCCAGCAAGUAAAAUGGCAAAACUGGAGGAACUUGAAGAAAUUGAUGUCAGUGGGAACAAACUGAAAGCCAUCCCGACAACGAUCAUGAAUUGCAGGCGCAUGCACACAGUGAUUGCUCACUCCAACUGCAUCGAAGUCUUUCCUGAAGUUAUGCAGCUCCCAGAAGUCAAGUGUGUAGAUCUGAGCUGUAACGAGUUAAGCGAAAUCUCGUUACCAGAAAACCUGCCACCGAAAUUGCAAGAGCUGGACUUGACUGGAAACCCUCGCCUUGCCCUGGAUCACAGAAGCCUGGAGCUGCUGAAUAAUAUUCGAUGCUUCAAGAUUGACCAGCCUUCAGCAGGAGAUGCAUCUGGAGCCCCAGCCGUGUGGAGUCAUGGUUACACUGAAGCGUCAGGAGUAAAAAACAAGCUAUGUGUUGCAGCGCUGUCUGUGAAUAACUUCCGUGACAACCGGGAGGCCCUUUAUGGUGUGUUUGAUGGAGACCGGAAUGUGGAGGUACCCUACCUUCUCCAAUGCACCAUGAGUGACAUUUUGGCUGAAGAGCUUCAGAAAACGAAAAACGAAGACGAAUACAUGGUCAAUACGUUUAUAGUCAUGCAAAGGAAGCUGGGAACUGCUGGGCAGAAACUUGGUGGUGCAGCUGUCUUGUGCCACAUCAAGCAUGACCCUGUGGACCUGGGAGGAUCCUUUACCUUGACCUCUGCUAAUGUUGGCAAGUGCCAAACGGUUCUCUGUCGAAAUGGGAAGCCACUGCCUCUGUCCCGAUCAUACACCAUGAGCUGUGAAGAAGAGCUGAUAAGAAUUAAGCAGCACAAGGCCAUCAUCACUGAGGAUGGCAAGGUGAAUGGAGUGACAGAGUCCACACGCAUCCUGGGCUAUACCUUCCUCCACCCCAAUGUGGUGCCUCGCCCCCACGUGCAGUCCGUGCUUCUGACUCCACAGGAUGAGUUUUUCAUUCUGGGCAGUAAGGGGCUGUGGGACAGCCUGUCCAUUGAGGAGGCUGUGGAGGCCGUGCGCAAUGUGCCAGAUGCUCUGGCCGCUGCCAAGAAGCUAUGCACCCUGGCCCAGAGCUAUGGCUGCCAUGACAGCAUAAGUGCUGUGGUAGUGCAGCUUAGUGUCACUGAAGACAGCUUCUGCUGCUGUGAGCUCAGUGCUGGAGGAAGCAUGCCACCACCUAGUCCAGGCAUCUUCCCACCCUCUGUCAACAUGGUGAUAAAGGACAGGCCCUCAGAUGGACUGGGAGUACCGUCCUCCAGCAGUGGCAUGGCAUCUGAGAUCAGCAGUGAACUAUCCACCUCGGAGAUGAGCAGUGAGGUGGGCUCCACAGCCUCUGAUGAGCCCCCGUCUGGAGUCCUGAAUGAGAACAGCCCUGCAUACCCCAGUGAGCAGCGCUGUAUGCUCCACCCAGUCUGCUUGUCUAACUCCUUCCAGCGUCAGCUGUCCAGCGCCACUUUCUCCAGCGCCUUCUCUGACAACGGCCUUGACAGUGAUGAUGAAGAACCCAUUGAGGGUGUCUUCAGCAAUGGCAGCCGGGUAGAGGUGGAAGUGGACAUCCAUUGCAGCCGGGCCAAGGAGAAGGAGAGACAACAGCACCUGCUUCAGGUGCCAGCUGAGGCCAGCGAUGAGGGCAUUGUCAUCAGUGCCAACGAGGAUGAGGCAGGUUUGUCCAAGAAGGCAGACUUUUCUGCUGUGGGGACCAUUGGGCGACGCAGGGCUAAUGGUUCUGUAGCACCCCAGGAAAGGAGCCACAACGUGAUAGAGGUUGCCACAGAUGCACCUCUCCGAAAGCCGGGAGGCUAUUUUGCAGCCCCAGCUCAGCCAGAUCCGGAUGAUCAGUUUAUCAUACCCCCAGAGCUGGAAGAAGAAGUCAAAGAAAUCAUGAAACAUCACCAGGAGCAGCAGCAGCAGCAGCAGCAGCAGCAACAGCAGCAGGUGCCACCACCACCAUCCCAGCCACAGCCACAGUCACAGCCUCAGCUGCAGCCGCAGCCGCAACCGCAGCGGCAGUUCCAGAUGGACCACCUGCCAGACUGUUACGAUACACCACUAUGACCCAGUUUGAGUACUGUUUUAAACAAUAAACUAACCAGAAAGACUGAGAGAGUCUCCCAGGCUCACAUUAAACCAGGGGUGUUACUCCAUGCCCUUCUCCCAGACACUGCCCCAUCUGUCUCUGCAGCUCAUCUUGUAGGUUCUCUUUGUAUUGGUUACUUUUAAUAAUUACCACUUUUCUUCUAGUGAUACUUUAACAAUAUGAUUUAAAUUUGUUAACUCUUUUCCCUAACAUAUCAAAUGUGUAAAGACAAAGAACAAAAGGUUUAAUAUAUUACAGAGAAACAAUUAAUGAUAAUGUAAUUUUUAAAAAUUGCUUUUUGUUGUUUUGUUUAUUUGGAAGGCAGGGCAAGUUGCCAUUGCUAAAUGACUUAAUAAUAUUGUAAUUGUGUAUUUCUUUGUGGGGAAAGGCUUUUUUUUUUGUCUUGAAAAUGAUAGACAUUUGUAGAAUAUGGAGACUAACUCCUAGGAGUUGCUUUACUCUGUCAGGUGACUUAAGUCACUGGGAUUCACUAAUUUUCUCUGAGAGAACAGUUGAUUGAGAAAUUUCUAUUGUAAAUAGCUCAGUGUUGCAUAGUGAGGCUUAAAGUGUUUGUAGUCUUGGCGUAAGGACACAGCCUAAGUCACUGAUUUCCUGCCCCUCUGAAGAGCCUCCCUGUCCUGCCCCCACCUCGCUCAUCUUCAGUGUGGGCCAUUUGGUCAGCGUGUUUCUGUGUAGAUAAUGUGGUUCUGAGGUUGCUGGACAAGAGCCUGCUCUUCAGACCCCAGAACCUUCUGCAGACACUUUUUAAUUGUGUUCCUUACUGCUGCCACAAUCAGCAUGACUGUAUAGCAUACCUUAGACCAUCUACACAUUGGAGUUAUAUUGAAGCAGAAUGCACAAAUGAACAUGUCAUAAUUUUUGUUAUAAUAAAUAUGAAAUUUACAAGCACUGGA